GGAGGGAGCGGAGAGGCCAGGACGGAGCCGGGGGAGACGAAGGAGAAGGGGGUGUGAGCCUUCAGGGUCACGUGGCCUAAUAUCCGUCUCUCUUCUCCCUUCUUCCUCUGUGGUUGGAGGAGGUGGUGAUCGUCCUUUCAUGCUGCAGUCUGGGAUGUGCGUAAAAAGGAGCUGGCCUACCCUGGAUAACGCUACCCUAGACCUCUGUCGACCACGAAGCUUAUAGCAUCCCGUCUUUGAAAUAUUUCAGCAUAACACAGGUGGCUCCAUGUCACAAUUUCCAGACUCCUGGGGACUAUUCCAGCAGGAUAUACAACAUGACCUGGAUAUUGAAAUGGAGCCUGUGGCUGCUUGCCCAUCCUUUCCUGAUCCAACCAGUGACUUUGAUAGGAACGUUCCCCGCAUCUGCGGUGUCUGCGGAGACAAAGCUACUGGCUUUCAUUUCAACGCUAUGACAUGCGAAGGCUGCAAAGGAUUCUUUAGGAGGAGCAUGAAAAGAAAAGCAAAAUUCACGUGUCCGUUCAACGGUGACUGUAAAAUCACCAAAGACAACCGACGACAUUGCCAAGCAUGCCGGCUGAAGCGUUGCAUCAACAUAGGCAUGAUGAAAGAAUUUAUUCUGACAGACGAAGAGGUUCAGAGGAAAAGAGAGAUGAUAAUGAAGAGGAAGGAAGAGGAAGCUCUUAAAGAGAGCUUGAAGCCCAAGUUGUCUGAGGAGCAGCUGCGGGUCAUUGAGAUUCUCCUGGAAGCCCACCGCAAAACUUAUGACGAGACUUACUCGGAUUUCAGUCAGUUUCGGCCUCCUAUUAGAAGUGAUUCUAGCAAAAGAAGUAUGAGCAGAUCUUCGUCCUUCAUGACACAAGGAUUCUCCUCAGAUGAUUCUUCAGACACUUUUAACUCCUCUCCAGAGCCCGGGAUGUUCCUGAAUCUGCAGCUGAGUGACGACAGUGAUGACAGUGCGUCCAUGGCCAUGGACUUCUCUCACCUCUCCAUGCUGCCUCACCUGGCUGAUCUGGUGAGCUACAGCAUCCAGAAAGUGACCGGAUUUGCAAAAAUGAUUCCGGGAUUCAAGGAUCUCACAGCAGAGGACCAGAUUGCACUAUUGAAAUCCAGCGCCAUUGAAGUAAUCAUGCUCCGUUCAAAUCAGUCGUUUUCACUGGAGGAUAUGUCGUGGACCUGUGGCAGCAAUGAGUUCAAAUACAAAGUCAAUGACGUCACACAAGCUGGCCACAACAUGGAAUUGCUUGAACCUCUUGUUAAAUUUCAAGUUGGCCUGAAGAAACUGAACCUGCAUGAAGAAGAGCAUGUGCUCCUAAUGGCCAUCUGCAUCCUUUCUCCUGACCGCCCAUUUGUGCAGGAUACUGCUCUAGUGGAGUCCAUCCAGGAUCGCCUUUCGGAAGUCCUGCAGACGUACAUCCUCUGUCGACAUCCACCCCCGGGCAACCGCCUGCUGUAUGCCAAGAUGAUCCAGAAACUUGCCGACCUGCGGAGCUUGAACGAGGAGCACUCCAAGCAGUACCGCUGCCUCUCCUUUCUGCCCGAGCACAGCAUGCAACUCACGCCGCUAGUCCUUGAGGUCUUUGGCAACGAGAUCUCCUGAUUUUUGUGGGAUUAGGGAUGAAAAUCAUCAAACUUUUAAGCAAGGAGCCAACCCGGCCUCCCACUGGUGGCAAGCUGGGAGCUUUUAGGCCCAUGAAGUUCUGUACAUUCUGUAAGCAAAAGAGUUUUGAUUUUUUUUUCCCACACUACUGGAGGGGGACUGUGUUGUUUGUACAUCUUCAGUCUCAUGUUUUUGCCUUGCUGCUGAGCAGCAGCCCACAAGCUUCGCAACCCCCUGCCCUGCCCAUCCAAGCUGAACCACCUCCUUACUUGCUGCUUUACCACGAUGAAACCGCUUUUCGUUCUCUUCAAUGUUGAGCUUUCUAAACCAGCAGCUG
This is a messenger RNA of Gekko japonicus, 1937 nucleotides long. It is a transcript of the gene VDR, whose product is annotated as vitamin D (1,25- dihydroxyvitamin D3) receptor. Gene Ontology annotation, molecular function: nuclear receptor activity; vitamin D response element binding; zinc ion binding. Lineage: Eukaryota; Metazoa; Chordata; Lepidosauria; Squamata; Gekkonidae. Gene Ontology annotation, biological process: positive regulation of transcription by RNA polymerase II; multicellular organism development; cell differentiation. The record is from RefSeq and is a predicted model, not a curated record. Bases 269 to 1600 code for a protein of 443 amino acids. The transcript has 12 exons. Gene Ontology annotation, cellular component: nucleus.